GUAGUUGCUUUGUAUGUUAUGCAGGUCCACUCAUGGUGAUUGUGGAAUACUGCAAGUUUGGAAACCUCUCAGCAUACCUACGGAGCAAGAGGGGUGAAUUUGUCCCAUACAAGACUAAAAGUGCCAGGUUUCGGCAAGGUAAGGAGAACUACGUUGGAGACAUCUCCACAGACCUGAAGCAACGGUUGGACAGCAUCACAAGCAGCCAGAGCUCCACAAGCUCCGGGUUUGUGGAAGAGCGAUCCCUGAGCGAUGUGGAAGAAGAGGAUGCUGGUUCUGAAGACCUUUGCAAGAACCCUUUGACCAUGGAGGACCUCAUCUGUUAUAGCUUCCAGGUGGCGAGAGGAAUGGAGUUCUUGGCUUCACGCAAAUGCAUCCACAGGGACCUGGCUGCUCGUAAUAUCCUCUUGUCAGACAAUAACGUGGUCAAAAUCUGUGAUUUUGGCUUGGCUCGGGACAUCUACAAAGACCCAGAUUACGUCAGAAAAGGAGAUGCUAGGCUACCACUAAAAUGGAUGGCACCAGAAACCAUUUUUGACAGAGUGUAUACCAUUCAGAGUGAUGUGUGGUCAUUUGGAGUUCUGCUGUGGGAAAUAUUUUCAUUAGGUGCAUCACCAUACCCUGGAGUGAAAAUUGAUGAGGAAUUUUGCAGAAGACUGAAGGAAGGAACAAGAAUGAGAGCACCAGACUAUACAACACCGGAAAUGUACCAAACUAUGCUGGAUUGCUGGCACGGAGAUCCUAAGCAGAGACCAACUUUUUCAGAGCUGGUGGAGCACCUGGGGAAUUUACUGCAAGCCAACGUCCGUCAGGAUGGUAAAGACUACGUUGUCCUUCCUUUGUCAGUAUCACUGAAUAUGGAAGAGGAUUCGGGCCUCUCUCUCCCAACUUCACCUGCUUCCUGUAAGGAGGAAGAGGAAGUCUGUGAUCCUAAAUUCCAUUAUGACAACACAGCAGGAAUUAGGUAUUUUAUAUGAUCGACAUCCUACUGGGCCUUGGGGCAGUUUUUGUUCAUGCUGGGGGCAGGGAAAAUGAAAGGAAGAGACUUCAGCUGCUCUGGUCCAUAUUUAACCUCCUCUAUAGGGAUAUAAAUGAAUCUGUAGAGUUUCAGGAGGCAAAAACUAGUUUCUUACUUCCCCCAAAUGCAAAUGGUAGCCUUUAGAUUUCAUUCUCAUUCUCAUUCA
Molecule: messenger RNA, 1184 nt
Organism: Meleagris gallopavo (turkey)
Lineage: Eukaryota; Metazoa; Chordata; Aves; Galliformes; Phasianidae
Source: RefSeq, a predicted model, not a curated record